Molecule: messenger RNA, 1121 nt
Organism: Chironomus riparius
Lineage: Eukaryota; Metazoa; Arthropoda; Insecta; Diptera; Chironomidae
Source: the annotation of a GenBank genome assembly
AUGUCUGAAGAUAAAUUAGCGGAAACACAAGCGCCUGUUGUCAAUCAAUCACCAAUUAAGUACUUUAUUAGUGGUGGAUUUGGUGGAAUAUGUACUGUGAUUGUUGGACAUCCUUUUGAUACCAUUAAAGUGCGAUUACAGACCAACUCAUCCUAUUCUGGGAUGAUGGAUUGUGCAUCAAAAACAAUCCAGAAAGAAGGAGUUCGUGGAUUGUACAAAGGAAUGAGUGCACCAAUUGCUGGCGUCGCACCAAUUUUUGCAAUCAGCUUCUUCGGUUUUGGUGUAGGAAAAAAGUUGUUACAACAAGAUGAUCAGCCACUGAGUAAUACAAGACUGUUUAUGGCUGGUGCAUUCUCAGGAAUAUUCACAACGUCAGUUAUGGCUCCUGGUGAGCGUAUUAAGUGCUUACUCCAAGUUCAACAAGGCAGCGGUGGUGAACAAAAGUACAAAGGAAUGAUUGACUGUGCUAGACAAUUGUACAAGGAAGGUGGAAUUAGAAGUAUCUAUAAAGGAUCAUUAGCAACUCUUUUAAGAGACAUGCCAGCAUCAGGAAUGUAUUUCUUAACAUAUGAAUUUAUUAAGAAGAAGGUUGCAGAGUCAGUUCCAGAAGGACAAAAGCUGACUCCAACGAGAGAAUUCUUAGGAACAAUAUUUGCUGGUGGGAUGGCUGGUGUUGCUAACUGGAGUGUUGGCAUGCCACAGGAUGUACUUAAGAGUAGAUUACAGACUGCACCGGAAGGCAUGUAUACAGGAAUGGGUGAUGUGUUUAGGCAAUUGAUGAAGAAUGAGGGACCAAUGGCUUUAUACAAAGGAUUCGCGCCUGUUAUGGCAAGAGCAGUUCCAGCAAAUGCUGCAUGCUUCAUCGGACUUGAGCUUUGUAUGAGAUUUUUGAACAACGUUGCACCAAACUUGUAAAAUAUACGAAUCAAGACUCCCAACAAUGCGCUAUGAGACUUGCAACUUGAAAUUAACAAAAAGGCAAUCGACAAUUUGUUAUGAUUUUAUUAUCUAUUAAUUCCCAAGACAUUCGUUAAUUUGGUGAUAAGGUUGAAAAUUGAAUUUUUAAAAGAAUCACUGCCUUUAUAUAAAAUUUACACAUAAAGUGUUACUGCAAUAUGUUA